This is a messenger RNA of Penicillium lagena, 306 nucleotides long. RefSeq names its product mitochondrial 37S ribosomal protein mS37. The record is from RefSeq and is a predicted model, not a curated record. The transcript is spliced from 3 exons. Lineage: Eukaryota; Fungi; Ascomycota; Eurotiomycetes; Eurotiales; Aspergillaceae. Bases 1 to 306 code for a protein of 101 amino acids. Gene Ontology annotation, molecular function: structural constituent of ribosome. Gene Ontology annotation, cellular component: mitochondrial small ribosomal subunit. Gene Ontology annotation, biological process: mitochondrial translation.
AUGCCUCCCAAGAACGUGUCAACCCGCCUCAAUCCCAUCCGUCUACAGACAAUCAACCACCUCCGCGUUCGCCGGCCAAACCAGCAGGAACAGAACCCAUGCGUGACCGUCAUGUCCUCGAUGCUGAAUUGUUGGGCUUCCCAGGGAUAUAGUGCCGAGGGCUGCGCUGCGCUGGAGACGCAAUUACGGAAAUGCAUGGAUCAGCCGAAAUCCUCCGAAAAGAAGAAGAAUACCGUCAACUACCACCUCAUGAGAAUGUACCCCAAGGUCGUGGGUCCGCGGAAGAAGGACGGUGUUCUGGGUUGA